CUCACGAUGGACCUAACACUGUUAAGAACGUAUUUGAUACUUGGAGGACAAGCCUUGAUACCGAUAAUUAUAGGCUCAUUUCAAUCCCUAAAGACACCAGAGACGACUCUUGCCAGACGAAGAAAGACCGCCAAAUCACUAGGAGAAGAACCAGAAGAUGAACCGUUCGAUGAGGUACUAUCAUGGGCUGAUUCACUUCUCUUCCCUGUACUGGGAAGUGGGGCGUUGUUGAGUUUAUAUUUGAUCAUACGGUAUUUCGGAACGGAAUGGUUGAACAUGGCUUUGGGGAUAUACUUUUCGCUGGCUGGAAUGUGGGCAGUUCAUUCGACAUUCAGCUCCAUAACUGAAUAUACUUUUCGCAUUCUUGGUCAUAAAUCUCAGAUUUAUCAUAUCCGUGUUUCUGCCGGUCUUAAACAAAUCUUCCAUCUUCCCAUUUCUGGUCCAUCUCUAUUAUUCAUCCCCAUCUCCAUCAUCCUCUCAGCGUUAUAUAUUCCAUUAGGUAGACCAUAUUGGUUAUCCAACAUCUUAGCUUUAUGUCUCUCAUCUUCAACUUUGGCAGUACUGAAAUUGGAUUCUUUUCUUACUGCUUUCGUCCUUCUGGGGGUAUUAUUAUUGUAUGAUAUCUUCUGGGUCUUCGCUACGCCCGUAAUGGUAACAGUUGCAAAAUCCAUUGAUGCACCAAUCAAAAUACUUUCCCCUCGUCCAUCUUCCUCUUCCUCUGCCGAAUUCGCAAUGCUGGGUCUUGGAGAUAUAGUAGUUCCAGGUCUGGUCAUCGCCCUGUGUCUACGAUACGAUCUCAACAGAUACGCUUCUUCUCGUCCUACGGAAGAUGUAGACGUAAGAUCUCGAUUCGGGAAGAGUUAUUUUUACAUGGGUGUAGGGAGUUAUGUGGUUGGAUUAGCAAUUACAAUUUGGGUUAUGCAAAUGAGUGGGAAAGCUCAACCGGCUUUGUUAUAUCUUAGUCCAGCGUGUAGUCUUGGGCCGAUAUUCCUCUCUCUGAUCAGAGGAGAGUUCAAAACAUUAUGGUCUUACACCGAGAUCACCGAACCUAAACCAGACGAUGACAAUAUCGAUUCAACUUCAAAGACAAUCGAAUCCUCAAAAUCAAAUGUUGACGUCCCAGAACAGUCCAAGGGAGAAACGACAGAAACGGAAACUUUGACAACACCUAUUGUGUCAAAGGAAGAAGUAGAGGAUGAUAGUUGGAUGGAAGUCUCUACUCCCGAUACACGAAGUAAGAAGAAGAGCAAGGGAAAGAAAAAAUGAUCAACGUAACUAUCACAUAUGCAUCGGUCUUUGAAAUCA
Molecule: messenger RNA, 1305 nt
Organism: Tremella mesenterica DSM 1558
Lineage: Eukaryota; Fungi; Basidiomycota; Tremellomycetes; Tremellales; Tremellaceae
Exons: 7
Coding region: 7-1266 (419 amino acids)
Biological process (GO): membrane protein proteolysis
Cellular component (GO): cytoplasmic side of endoplasmic reticulum membrane; membrane; lumenal side of endoplasmic reticulum membrane
Molecular function (GO): aspartic endopeptidase activity, intramembrane cleaving
Source: RefSeq, a predicted model, not a curated record